Molecule: messenger RNA, 732 nt
Organism: Somion occarium
Lineage: Eukaryota; Fungi; Basidiomycota; Agaricomycetes; Polyporales; Cerrenaceae
Source: the annotation of a GenBank genome assembly
CUAGGACCUUUCGGACCCAAGGCUUAGUGGAACCGAAUAGCUGUCAAACGUCAAAGGACUUCUGGAACAUACAGCUAUAUCGAUCGUUCAGAGAUAAACAUGAGUACCAGCACCGCCGCGGUCGGAAGCAAUAGCGCACCCGCAAUUGGCGGGAGCUUGCCCACAGAGACUGUGGAUUUCGCCCACCGCAUGUUCGAUGCUGCACGAAAUGGCGAUAAAAUACUCUUGGAGGCAGCUGUUGGUGCUGGGUUACCCGUCAAUCUAACCAAUCCACAAGGAAAUACUUUACUCAUGCUGGCAGCAUACGCUGGACAUGCUGAAGUUAGCAAGUUCCUUGUUGACAAAGGCGCAGAUGUGAACCGCUUGAACGAUCUUGGUCAAUCUCCCUUGGCCGGCGCUGUUUUCAAAGGUUACGAUGAUGUAGUGCGCGUGCUAUUCGCUGCAGGCGCGGAUCCUAGGUCAGGAACGCCUACUGCCAUUCAAACAGCCCGCAUGUUCGGAAGGACGGAUUUGUUGACCCUGUUAGGAGCGAACGAGGAGGAUAUGAAGGAGAAUGUUCCACUACCACCUGGUCCACCGCCAACUUCGGGGUAGGCGGACUCUAGUUAUGCCGUAGUGUCUCGCAGCCCUCAAAAGUUAAUUUCCAACCAUCCAUGAUUGCGUGAUGCAUCCAUUAUGAUAUGUACAGUAAAGAUACUCCGGAAUAGUCUGUGAACGAUAGAUCUAUUGUAC